This is a messenger RNA of Fibroporia radiculosa, 738 nucleotides long. RefSeq lists its product as uncharacterized. The transcript is spliced from 3 exons. Bases 1 to 738 code for a protein of 245 amino acids. The record is from RefSeq and is a predicted model, not a curated record. Lineage: Eukaryota; Fungi; Basidiomycota; Agaricomycetes; Polyporales; Fibroporiaceae.
AUGAAACGAAUGGACAAGAAGCAGGUGUAUCGCCUUAUCAAGGUGCUGGGGAAACACACCGAGCGAUUCCGUGCCAUCAGGACAGUCUUGUUGGGUUUAGAGCAGCCAAUUGGCAACUUUGGGUCGUUUGCUGUGCGCAUAGUGCAGAAGCUGCCUCGAGUCGAACUGCUACAACUCUGGUUUUGCAAAUGGGAGACUGAGCAACUGCAACCGGACACCUUUCUCCAUGUCACCCUCACAUCUGGAUUGGUGACCAAGCUCGAUCUGAACGGUGUGGCCUUCCCAUCUGCGGUUGUAUUUGGGCGGCUUGUGCGCGCGCUGGCCCGCCUCUCCUCCCUCAAGUGCUGGCGCGCGAUGCGAGUGCCAUGCUCAGCUCUCCCACUCCGAGUCAACGUCGCCGAUCUGAGUUACAGCGAUGAUGUAUUUGACUUUUUCGUGUCGAUCGGCACGCACAUUCGCCAUCUCACCUGCUAUGGACGGGAACUGGAGAAGCAUCCGGAGCUGCUCGCGGUGUCCGCCGAGUCGCUCUUGUCCCUCGAUGUCAAGCUGCUUUACAAAGCCUCACUCGAUCUUUCACCCGCUGUCAACUUGCGUGUCCUGUCGUUGGCCGGUGACCUCGAAAGCAUCGCUAAAGCAGCCAUUUCCCUGUCGUGCGGAUCUCUUUUCAACCUAGUUGAGAUCACCGAGUUGCGGCCAGAUCUCUCAUUCUUCAAACGGGCAACACUUGUCUCCAUCUAG